Molecule: messenger RNA, 4483 nt
Organism: Triticum dicoccoides
Lineage: Eukaryota; Viridiplantae; Streptophyta; Magnoliopsida; Poales; Poaceae
Product: tyrosine-sulfated glycopeptide receptor 1-like
Exons: 1
Coding region: 1126-4278 (1050 amino acids)
Biological process (GO): protein phosphorylation
Molecular function (GO): protein binding; protein kinase activity; ATP binding
Source: RefSeq, a predicted model, not a curated record
GCAGCCCCCGUUUGUUUUCUCACAAGACAGUCCAGACAGGAGCCAGCAGCCAGCCAGGCGCGUGGAGCCUGUCAAGUUGACCUUACACAACUGGCCAGACCAAUCACAACUCGCUUCUUACUGACCACAUCAGCAGCGCUGGAUUAGCUGUCUGCAAAGUAAAAAAAAAAAAUUGGUGUGGUGCUGGCCCAUUUGCGCAGGACGUUCAUUGUACCGACCGCGACUGAUGAUGUAGAGCCACGAAACAAAUAAGCAACUGGUCCAAUUUGAAACCAGAAACACGCCUCUUCCAUCCAUAUUUGCAUAGAAAAUAUGUAUAUGUAUCCAAAAGCGGCGUAUCUCCGCUCGUCUGCUCAGCGUGUCGCCUUGCCCUCCACACGCGCCUUCUCCAAAAUCAUGCUCACACGCUCGCCCUCCACUUGGAUGCUCUUCUCCAAAACCAUGCGCGCACACGCGUUGACCGCGACAUUGCCGGCGGCGUUCAGCCAUGCAGUUCCCUCUGGACGCUGCCGCCUCACCGAUCACACAUUGUAAACCGGUUUGGAUCUCUCCGCGACAAACAAGCCCUUUACUGCUGCUUAUGGGCAGGAUGCAUAUCAGGAGGUGAAUUUACUCUUCAGUUUCUGUCACCAAAUAAUACAGCAGAGCAAGCUAAGGUAAUCCAGUUAGGAGAGCGAUGCCAGAUCAAGUAAAUUAAACGUGUGAUAUAACGGACCAUUAAGGACUUGAUCAAGAAUGACCGCUAAGUAUCAACCCACCAGGAUAGGAGAAGUGAUGCGAGAUCAAUUAAACUAAACGCGUGCAGUAACAGAUCAUUAUAAGUACUCAGUACUUAAUCAUGGAUGCCUGCUAACUAUUAACACGGCAAUCCAUGAGCAAAAAGUCAACUUACCGACAGGCAAUCGCAGGCGAAAAUGUCAAGGUGUGAACGUGGACGAUGAUGCACCGGAUAGGCAAUAGCAGCCAAUCCUUGACCCAUUUCUCUUUCCUUCGCCUGAGAGCGACCUGAGAACAGAGGAUCAAACAAAAAGGAGCCGUGAGCAGCUUGUGUCCCGUUCCUCUCGUGCUCUUUCUUCACCAGCCCGGCCAUUCAUUGGUUCCCUUCGCUAGCUUCCUCAGAAAGCCAUGCAGAUGCAGCCACGCCAUUGCCCAAGCAGGAGGCCUUUCCUCGGCCUGGCGCUCUUGCUGCUGGUCCUCGUCUUGGUCUCGCCGGCCAGCUCCUGCACGGAGCAGGAGAGGAGCUCCCUCCUCCAGCUCCUCGCUGGGCUCUCGCGGGACAACGGGCUCACGGCGUCCUGGCAGAGGGACACGGACUGCUGCACGUGGGAAGGGAUCACCUGCGGCGGUCCCGAUGGGGCGGUCACUGGUGUUUCGCUGGCUUCUCGAGGCCUCAAGGGAUCCAUCUCGCCGUCCCUGGGUAACCUCACCGGCCUCCUCCGCCUCAACCUGUCACGCAACUUGCUGUCUGGCGGCUUGCCGCUGGAGUUGGUGUCGUCCAGCAGCAUCGUCGUCCUUGACGUCAGCUUCAACCGCCUGACUGGAGGCCUGAGCGAGCUGCCACCUUCAACACCUGCGCUGCCUCUGCAGGUACUGAACAUCUCGAGCAACCUGUUUACAGGAAGGUUUCCAUCUGCUAUAUGGGAGGUGAUGAAGAGCCUGGUUGCACUCAAUGCCAGCACCAACAGCUUUACUGGGCAGAUACCAAUUACGCCCUGUGUGAGUGCGCCAUCUUUGGCCGUGCUCGAACUCAGUUUUAAUGAAUUCAGUGGAAAUAUCCCUCCAGGGCUCAGUAAUUGCUCCGUCCUCGAACUGCUCGGCGCUGGCUACAACAACCUCAAUGGGACUCUUCCGGACGAGCUCUUCAAAGUUACCUCGCUAGAGCACCUCUCUUUACCUAGCAAUGGUUUAGAAGGAGCUAUCAAUGGCAUCAGCAAGCUCAAGAAUCUGAUCACCCUUGAUCUUGGGGGGAAUGGGCUCAGCGGCAGUAUUCCAGAGUCUAUAGGUGACCUGAAGAGAUUGGAGGAGCUGCAUUUGGAGCACAAUGACAUGUCAGGGGAGCUGCCAUCAGCUCUGAGCAACUGCACAAAUCUCGUAACAAUUGACCUCAAGAGCAACCAGUUCAUUGGAGAACUUACCAAGGUCAACUUCACAAGCCUGCCCAAUCUGAAAGUUUUGGAUCUUCUCUACAACAACUUCACCGGCACAGUUCCAGAAAGCAUAUACUCCUGCAGCAGGCUGACUGCACUGAGGCUAUCUCACAACAAAUUCCAUGGCCAGUUGUCAGAAAGAAUAGGCAAUCUGAAGUCUCUCUCAUUCCUAUCACUUGUUAAAAACUCCCUUACAGAUAUCACAAGAACACUUCAGAUCCUUAGGAGUUGCAGGAGCCUCACCACCCUUCUUAUCGGAUUCAACUUCAAGGAUGAGACCAUGCCAGAGGAUGUUAGCGUUGAGGGUUUUGAGAAUCUCCAGGUUCUUUCUAUAAAUGAUUGUUCAUUGUCUGGAAAAAUACCUGAUUGGUUAUCAAAGCUGCCAAAUUUGGAGAUGUUAUUUUUACACGACAAUCAGCUCACUGGACCAAUACCUGACUGGAUCAGCAGCCUAAACUUGCUCUUCUAUCUAGACUUAAUGAACAACAGCCUUACAGGGGAAAUUUCGAGUUCCUUAAUGGAUAUGCCAAUGCUAAAGUCGGACAAAACUGCACCUAAGGUCUUUGAGCUGCCUGUUUAUAAUAAGAGCCCAUUUAUGCAAUAUCUCAUGCCCAGUGCUUUUCCUAAAGUACUGAAUCUAGGGAUAAAUAACUUCACUGGCAUGAUACCUGAGAAGAUUGGUCAGUUGAAAGGACUCAUUUCCCUCAACCUGAGCUCCAACCAACUAUCUGGAGAGAUCCCAGAAGCAAUCAGCAACCUCACGAGCCUGCAGGCGCUCGACUUGUCUGGUAAUCAUCUCAUUGGUACAAUUCCAGCUGCAUUAAACAAUCUGCACUUCCUUUCGACAUUCAACAUUUCCAAUAAUGACCUAGAAGGGUCUAUUCCAGAUGUGGGCCAGCUUAGCACGUUUCCAAAUUCUAGCUUUGAUGGCAACCCAAAAUUGUGUGGUCGUAUGCUUGUAAACCAUUGCAGCUCAACUGAAACACCUCUGAUCACCCAGAGACAAAAGAAAAAGAAGGGUAUUUUUGCACUUGCAUUUGGUGUGUUUUUUGGAGGGCUGGCCAUUCUUUUCUUGCUGGCUCGUCUCCUUGUCUUGCUCAGGGGUACAAAUUUCAUGAGCAAAAGGCAGAGCAACAACAACAAUGACAUAGAGGCAACAUCUUCAAAUCUCAAUUCAGAAUACUCCUUGGUGAUGGUUCCACGAGGCAAGGGAGAACAAAACAAACUCACACUGACGGAUCUCCUGAAAGCUACAAAGAACUUUGACAAGGAUCAUAUCAUUGGCUGUGGAGGCUAUGGGCUAGUCUACAAGGCUGAGCUACCUGAUGGCUCAAAGGUCGCCAUAAAAAAGCUCAAUAGUGAAAUGUGUCUGAUGGAAAGGGAAUUCAGUGCAGAGGUUGAUGCACUCUCCACGGCAGAGCAUGACAAUCUUGUACCAUUCUGGGGUUACUGCAUACAGGGAGAUUCAAGACUGCUGAUAUACUCCUACAUGGAGAACGGCAGCCUGGAUGAUUGGCUUCACAACAGGGACACAGAUGACAACUCAUUUCUUGACUGGCCAAUACGGCUGAAGAUUGCACAAGGAGCAAGUCAGGGUCUAUCUUACAUCCACGAUGGAUGCAAGCCUCACAUUGUUCACCGUGACAUCAAGUCGAGCAACAUCCUACUGGACAAAGACUUCAAAGCUUAUGUUGCAGACUUUGGGCUAUCCAGAUUGAUCUUCCCCAACAGAACUCAUGUGACGACUGAGUUGGUCGGUACUCUCGGUUACAUCCCCCCAGAGUACGGGCAGGGAUGGGUAGCCACACUGAGAGGUGAUAUGUACAGUUUUGGUGUGGUCCUGCUUGAACUGGUCACGGGGAGGCGGCCUGUUCAAAUCUGUCCCAGGUCAAAAGAGCUUGUCAAGUGGGUACAGGAGAUGAGAUCCAAAGGGAAGCUGAUUGAAGUUCUGGAUCCAACGCUUCGAGGCACAGGAUAUGAAGAGCAGAUGCUGAAGGUGCUUGAAGUUGCUUGCCAGUGUGUCAACCACAAUCCUGGAAUGAGGCCAGCCAUACAGGAGGUGGUAUCUUUCCUGAACAGCGUAGAUGCUAACCUUCAGAAGCAAAAUUCAGUUAGCUCACAAUGUAGAUAGCAAAUUAUGCUGCAGUGUGCAGAGUAGAUCUUAUAGUUUAUAAGCAAGAGCUGCAAGUUCUGUGCUCACUAGCCUGAUUAGUUCUUUUGUACAGAUUGUGACCUGGCCCUAUACGGAAAUCUUGUAAUUCAUCUCCUCUUCCCCUCUUCGCAACACAAACUGUGUGCCAUGAGUAAUGAUAACAAGCAGUUGCUCGGUUCAUCGA